GCAGUGACUGGUGUGUCAGCCUCUGGUGGCUGUGGAUAUAAAUAUCGUGGAGAGGGGUAAAGUGCUAUGGCUGAGCUGUUGAAGAAAAUCAACACUUCAGACAAGUCUCCAUCAGCUAAAGGCAAGUUGGGAUCAAGUUCAGAUAAACUUUGCUUGAGUCAACCCCCUUUUAGAGAAGACCCCAUGCAAGCUAAGAAAACCACACCUCCUUUGAGCUAAGCAUUUGGUUUCUUUGAUCUAACUAUAAGUGGAGCUGGAGUUGAGGUAUUUUUAGAGCAAUUGACUCCUUAAACCACGUGUGCCCACGUUGAUCAGGAUGACUGUUCAAUCGCCCCUUGUGCCAAUCCUGCUCUUGGUGCUGGUUUCGGGCAUGGUGCACUGUAUCCCGCUACUGACACCCCAGCGAAAUGACACCCUGGACCAUCGCUGGGAGAGCCUUUUCUCUAGAUCAAUGGGUAGGAUCCCGGGAGAAAGAAAAGACAUGAAUCGGGAAAGUGACUAUUUGCUGGGCAUCAAAAGGCUGCGACGUCUUUACUGCAACGUGGGCAUCGGGUUUCACAUUCAAGUUUUACCAGAUGGCAAAAUAAAUGGGAUGCACAAUGAAAAUCGAUACAGUUUGCUGGAAAUCUCACCAGUGGAAGUGGGAGUGGUCAGCCUGUACGGUGUUAAGAGUGGGAUUUUUGUUGCUAUGAAUGGAAAAGGAAAGCUAUAUGGAUCAAGACAUUUCACAGAUGAAUGCAAGUUCAAAGAGACCCUACUUCCGAAUAACUACAACGCAUAUGAAUCAAGGAGGUACCCCGGAAUGUACAUCGCUCUAAGCAAAAACGGAAGGACAAAAAAAGGGAACAGAGUGUCCCCAACAAUGACACUAACACACUUCCUGCCUCGGAUCUGACAGCGUUAAUUGGGAAAUCCUUGGAUUGGGCGGUAGGGGAAGAACUCGGUGCACUUUGAAGAUAGUUCAUGCAAGAGCUGAUGUAACAUAUUUAAAUUAAUUAUUUAAGUCUGUAUAUAUGGUUCAGGAAGUUUAUUUAUAGCUACUUACUUUUGUAUUUCUUCUUAAUAUUUUAUUCCUUUUAUUGUGGGGAAAAUGUAGUGUAAUAACUCACAAGCUGCUGGAUUGGUCUACAACGUGUUGCUGUGCAAUGUGCUGUGAACACGACAGCGGUGUUAAAUGUUGGUGCCAUUGCUGAGCUGCUACACUGUUUUGUACUGUUUACAAGCUGCACACAUAAAGUCAGUGUGUACGUACUCGUACAGUAUUUCUUAGCUAUAGCAGAUAAGAUGCAACAAGUGUUAGGAUGAAGCUACCAAUGACUCCUAAACUCAGUUCCCAAUAGACUGAACCAGUGUCAGUUUACCCCUUGUACAGAAGGUGCUGUGCAGGAUUGGGACUCUACAAAUCUGUUUUUAGAUCUGUCACUGUUGAACUCUGAACUUCUUCAGCCCGUCAAUCUCUGUCAGUCUCUGAGGAGCCUCUUAACCCCUUCAUUGGCGAAGCGGAGGGUCCAGCACUUUGCGGCUCGUAGGUCUAUCUGCUGGAAACUAAAUUAUUGCAUUAAUGAUGAUUUUUGGGGUGCUACUGUAUGUACUGUAGUUGGUGGAAGUCUUAACGAUGGCCAUAUAUUAUUUUGAAAAGCAAAACCAUAAACUCCAGUCAAGUACGUGUAAAAUAAUUAUGCAGGAAGCUAAGACACAUCAAGACACAAAGGUACUUCUUCAUGAAUGUGAAGAAAUCAGGUGGUUUCUCAUUGCGGCACUGUACCUGUAGGUUAUACUGCAUUAACGUUUAGAAACAUUGGCAACGUGGGGAUAUCCCAUACCUUGGGAUCCAAAAUGGUCAUUGUGGAGGACAAAGUAUCUUUUCCAAUAAGAAUUUCUGCUGAUUCCUAAUGUUCAUUCCCACUAAAGCGAUUACACGUCUACCUCACUAUCUGGCCGCAGGACUUGUUCCUUUGUUCCCAUGUCUUGGACCUCUAUUUCUCCAUACGUGGCCAAAUGUACUCUAGGAUGAAGCUGGUGCAGACUAUUUCAGCCUUGUCACGUUUCAGCUAUCUUUACCCUGCGACUUACUUUUAGUAAGGAUAAUCAUGGUGAAAAUAUUUGCAGGCAGCUGUCGGUCUGCACUAUAUGGUCAUCAAGUAACCUUAUAUUUUUCAUUAUAUACUUUGCAAAUGUACAGCCUGUUAUUGGGUACUGGUGUGUUCAUAAAAAAAACAGAUUCCUUUAAAUUGCUACCAGUACGAGAAUACUUAGAUCUUACUUACAUUCCUUAUUAACUCUUCCUUCCAAUAGUGACAUUUUAGUUUGUGACGCUGCUUAAAUAAUUUGGGGCCUGAUUCAGACUUGAUCACUAUUGUGCGAAUUUGCACAGUGGACGAUUAUUGAAUGACUGCGCUUGCGUAUGCACCACAAAGCGCAGGCGCGUCUCGCCAAACAGCGACAGGAUUGUGCGAAAAUUUUGAUCGCGAGGAGUUUGCAAGGUGAUUGACAGUAAGAGGACGUUUGUGGGUGGUAACUGGUUGUUUUCAGGGAGUGUCAGGAAAAACGCAGGCGUUCCCAAGCGUUUUCAGGGCAGGGGUGUGACGUCAGCUCCGGCCCCGAUCAGUCUGUAUCGCACUGUAGGGGUGAUUCAGACCUAAUCGCUGCUGUGCGUUUUCGCACAGUGGGCGAUCAGGCACAAACUGCGCAUGCGUAUGCACCACAGGUGCGUCGCAUGGGUACAAAGCGGAUCCCCGCUCAGCGAUGGGUUUGUGCUACUGAUCCGUUCGCACGGGCGAUCACAAGGAGACUGACAGGAAGAAGGCGUUUCUGGGUGGCAACUGACCAUUUUCAGGGAGGUGUUGGAAAAACGCAGGCGUGUCCAAGCGUUUGCAGGGAGGGUUCCUGACGUCAGUUCCGGUCCCGGACAGGCUGAUGUGAUCGCAGCGGCUGAGUAAGUCCUGGGCUGCGCAGAGACUGCACAAAAUCAGUUUGUGCAGCUCUGCUACACAUGCGAUCACACACUUGCACAGCUAAAAUACACUCCCCCUUGUAGGCGGCGACUAUCUGAUCGCAGCAGUGCAAAAAUCACUUGCUAGAGAUCAGGUCUGAAUUACCCCCUGUAGGAGUAAGUCUUGGGCUACGCACAGAGUAGAAAAUUAUUAGAUGGUGAGUGAGUUGCGAACGGAUUUGCAGCUGUCCGCUGUCUGGCGGAAUUUUUGCACGGCGUACACUUGCAUUUGCACACUUGCACGGGGCUGGUUUUCACUCUCUAUGGGCGGCGGCUAUCUUAUCGCAGCCCUCUGCAAAUUUGCAGCACAGCAAUCAGGUCUGAAUUAGGCCCUUGGAGCGAUAUUUAGCUACGUGCUGCUCCAUAGGCAGAUCACUAUCCUUGUCCAAAGUUGCGUCUAAUCUAGCAUAUAGAUACCGUUUUGAUACUAAUGAGUCAGUCGCUAGAACAGGUACACAUUGUGCGUAGACACAGCCCUUUCUCUGGGGGAGGGAGACCUCAUUAAACUGACCUUUUAACUCUUUCCUUUCCAGAUCACUCAGUUAGAGCAAACACUGAUCCCAAUAUCUAAAACAUUUUGGAAGUCCUAUAUGUUGGGCUGAGUGUAUAGUUGAAUUGUCAUGCUGCACAAGCUAGUAAAGGUGAUAUUUGCAGCUUAUUACUGAUGAAAGGCAUUGCAUCUACAGUAUUAACCCUUCAAGAAAAAAGCAGUUUACAAUGUUCCAUGAUUUGUCUGUAGUUUUAUACAGGUGUUCUUCAAUAUUGUGUUGUAUGUGCUGUGCACAACUGAAUGCGUAAUAAAC
Messenger RNA from Pseudophryne corroboree (corroboree frog), 3795 nucleotides. RefSeq names its product fibroblast growth factor 4 (gene FGF4). Gene Ontology annotation, molecular function: growth factor activity; fibroblast growth factor receptor binding. NCBI's taxonomy places the organism in Eukaryota, Metazoa, Chordata, Amphibia, Anura, Myobatrachidae. Bases 317 to 895 code for a protein of 192 amino acids. Gene Ontology annotation, biological process: regulation of cell migration; positive regulation of protein phosphorylation; positive regulation of cell population proliferation. The record is from RefSeq and is a predicted model, not a curated record. The transcript has 3 exons. Gene Ontology annotation, cellular component: cytoplasm.